UCAGGAAGCAGCUAGGUGUAUAUAAGGCCGCUUUCGACACCAUGUUUGUACUUUUCUCUCGAACUCAACGACAGAAGAAACGCGAAAAAUGUCUGGAAGAGGGAAAACCGGAGGCAAAGCUAGAGCGAAGGCCAAGACCCGCUCCUCUCGUGCCGGGCUCCAGUUCCCCGUCGGCCGUGUCCACAGGCUGCUCCGCAAAGGGAACUACGCUCAGCGUGUUGGUGCCGGAGCUCCGGUGUAUCUGGCGGCCGUGCUGGAGUACCUGACUGCUGAGAUCCUGGAGCUGGCUGGAAACGCUGCCCGCGACAACAAGAAGACCCGUAUCAUCCCCCGCCAUCUGCAGCUGGCCGUCCGCAACGACGAGGAGCUCAACAAGCUGCUGGGCGGAGUGACCAUCGCUCAGGGCGGCGUCCUGCCCAACAUCCAGGCCGUACUGCUGCCCAAGAAGACCGAGAAGCCCGCUAAGAAGUAAACACCCGGAACCGGCUUCAACCAAACCAACAACGGCUCUUUUAAGAGCCACACACACAUCAAACUAAAGAGAAAUCCUUAAACUUUAUGUAUAUGAUAUCCUAUUAUAUUUACGAAUUAUUCUUUACAUACAAUUAAUCAAGCUGUAUCUACAAAAUCACUUAUGGAUUCUAUUUCAUGAUAGCAUUUUAACUAUUGAGCACACCUAACGCAAAAUUAAAACCCACUUGUUAUCUGUCGUGUAAUUUUACGAAAGUACAGUUUACAUAUGCACACACGAGAUCCUUUUAUAUAGUGUUGUAAAUUAACUUCUAAAUACAGUGAGUCCCCACAUAUAUAGGACAUGUUAGCUACAGCUUCUGAGCACACUUUUGCAACAUUUAAACGUGUAUUUAAGAAGAUGUGAUUGACAAAUUUUCGUCUGUUGUAGGCUAUCGCAAUUUUAAAUAUUUGUAUAGCCUAAAUAUAGGGAAUUGAACAUUACGAGCUCUACUCCUGAUCGUUGCGAUAAUACAGGAUCAGUCACUAGAACUAGCAUCAUAAAAGAACUCCAAUGCAAACUUCAUAUGCACUAUCAGUAGCCUACAUAAUAUCCUUACUGUAUAAAGUUUUUCUGACAUUACAUUUUUACAAUAGUGUCCCACGCAUUUCUCCUUGUUAAGCCUUUUCAGUAGCAGUGUCUCUUUCAUAACCGGCAGUAAGCAAAGUAUUUAUAAAGCUACCCAGGAUAGCAAUGGUUUCCUUUUAAUAGUAAAUUAUGAAAUAGCGUCUCAGCACUGUGGCUGUUUUGUGUGUCUAUUUCAUUAAUAUCUGUUUUGGUUUAUAAUAUA
Perca fluviatilis (European perch) is the source of this 1301-nucleotide messenger RNA. RefSeq names its product histone H2A-like. The transcript has a single exon. The coding region runs from base 89 to 472 and encodes 127 amino acids. NCBI's taxonomy places the organism in Eukaryota, Metazoa, Chordata, Actinopteri, Perciformes, Percidae. The record is from RefSeq and is a predicted model, not a curated record. Gene Ontology annotation, cellular component: nucleosome. Gene Ontology annotation, molecular function: structural constituent of chromatin; protein heterodimerization activity; DNA binding.